AUGAAAACCGAGCUGGUCUCCUUAUUAACGAUUCUAUCCUUUCUGAAACCUAUCGUUCCCGCCGCGAGCGCACAGGAGGCGCCGCUGUCAUUGGAAAAAAGCUCAAUUUUUGACAGCGAUAUUGCCGUCGAGGCUGGGAGCGGAACCUACGGUGAUGAAUUUCUCAGCGGAUCAGAUCAAGCGGAACUCGCCAUCGAGGGAGGUGAUGCCACUUCUUCCCAUGAUCAACGGACCACGACAACAGAUCAUUCUCCUUGGUCCUACAAACCAGUCUGUACCGACUACCUGGAUGAGCUAGGAGACCAGCUGUGCGUCUACACAGACACGACUUUCAGCAAUGGCCGAGGUAUAUCCAUAUUCACGACGCCGCAAAUCGCCCAGGAAUUCGCCUCUCUUUUGCCCUUUCAGGAUCCCUCUGCGCUUUCGUCCCGCGGCAUCAACCCGGGCAGCGGCAAUGUGGACAACAUGCCAUGGUACACGGCCCCAAUCCCGGGCAAAGGGGUGGGCAUGCUGGCUUCGCGGAGUUUGCAGCGAGGCGACCUCAUCACGGCCUACACGCCGUAUCUGCUAGCGCACAUGGAGAACGUCCUCUCCACGCCCGAGCGCGAGAGAUUCCUCCGGGUAGCUCUCGACCAGCUCCCUGCGGCCAGCCGGGACGUCUAUCUCGGCCUCGCGAAGAUCUACGGCGAGCCAAGCGUCGUGGUCCAGGACGUGGUGAAGGCGAAUGCGUUCGAGAUGCAGAUCGGAGGGCAGAUGCAUCUGGCUGUGUUCCCGGAAGCGUCGAGGAUGAACCACGCUUGUGCGCCAAACGCACAAUACUUCCUCUCUCCAGGGCUGCUCACGCACUUCGUCCACGCGGUGCGCCCGAUCGCCAGAGGCGAAGAAGUGACGAUCUCCUACGCGCCGCCGCUGCGGCUGCACGCGGACCGGCAAGCGUAUCUGCAGUCAACAUUUCAGUUCACGUGCACGUGCGCGCGCUGCACGCACAGCGGCGACAGGACGCUCGAGGACGCGGACAAGGCGACCGAGGACAUCAUCGCGCUGCAGUGGGCGCUGUCGCAGUGGGGGUCUAACUCGACCGCCAGCGUCAAGAAGGCCGAGAUGCUGGUGGGUCUGUACAGACAAGAAGGCCUCGACGCCUUCUUGGACGACGCCUACGGACACGCUGCCCUCACGUACAAUGCCGUGGGCAGCGCGAGGGGCGCGAAGAAGUACGCAAAGUUGGCCGCCGAAGCCGCGAGGUUGAAGUACGGGCCUGACGCCGAGGCGGCGAUGGAGUGGGACAGGAUAAUGAAGGAUCCCAUGGGGCAUUCCAGCUGGAGAAGGAGGAAGACAGGAUAG
Molecule: messenger RNA, 1341 nt
Organism: Cladophialophora psammophila CBS 110553
Lineage: Eukaryota; Fungi; Ascomycota; Eurotiomycetes; Chaetothyriales; Herpotrichiellaceae
Exons: 2
Coding region: 1-1341 (446 amino acids)
Molecular function (GO): protein binding
Source: RefSeq, a predicted model, not a curated record